Messenger RNA from Symbiodinium sp. CCMP2456, 1083 nucleotides. The record is from the annotation of a GenBank genome assembly. Lineage: Eukaryota; Dinophyceae; Suessiales; Symbiodiniaceae.
AUGCCGCUGCCCGGAUGUUCGAUGUCACAGCUGCAUGUUGGCGACGGGGCAGCCGCGCUGGUGACCUGCAUUGCCGUCGCACUGAUCUGCCUUGCUAUGCACCGGCACUGGGACGAAUUAUCAGACCGGACGGUGCUAAUUGAGGUGGCAGGAUUGUGCCUGUGCCUGACUUGCAAUGCAUUCUUGAUUUGGGACGGCUGGUGGAGUUUGUGUAUUGCGGACCAGGACGAUCGAGUAUCUCUGCUGCUCUGGGUGCCAGGGAACGCCUUAUUUUCUUUUGGGUAUUUUGCUUUGGUCAAAGGUGAGUUGACGGAGAGCCAACUCUGCGAGCGUCUCGGCAUAUGGCUCUUGCUGACAGGUUCUGUCUUGGACCAGUAUGCCGCCUGGAUGUACGAGGAGACGUUGGAGUCCGACAGUCCAUACCAGUUGGUCAAAGGGCUGCUGGACUCAGAGCACGAAAGCACCUUUAGUGCUUUGCUCGAGGUUUGGGGCUUGAUUCUUCUGAGUCUUGUAUAUGCUGAUGCUGUGCAGCUUGAGAGAUUUUACACGGAGCAGACUGCAUACCUUAUGCUGAUCCUGAGUGCCUCCUGGGCAAUGUUCCGGCGGGACGCGGAAUCUGUCGUAGGGGUUGCAGCCGAAGCUUCCGAAAUGUUAGGUUUGUGUUGCUUUCUCUACGUCCACUAUGCACUAUCAGCGGCGCGAAAUCCUAGUCGAUCAUGCAUUAUGACCUUUGCUUGGACAACUGGCAGCACGGCUUUAAUGUUUCUGCUUGCCAUCGUCUUGUACGUCUGUACAUGUGGAGUGGCUGCGACACUCGUUGCAGCUUACUUCUGGAUUUGGUAUGCCGGCUAUUUGUCUUUGAUGCUGCUCAGAUAUUGCAACGAAGCUGUGCCGCCUGAUGGUUCAUAUCUACCCGAGACAGCCACUGAAACAGAGAAAGACGACGGCAGCUCCGCCACACACUCAGAAACCUUGAAAUCGAGGGAUACAUUUGAAGACAACAUGUGCCACUGCCCGCGCGCAAACGUCGCGCAGCCUUAUAUGCGGUAUGCCUAUUCUACGUCUUCUACGUUUUCGGCAUGA